AUGCUAGCCAUCCGUUCCAUAUGGAUCAUCGCCUCUUUGGCUCUGAGCACCGCGCUCCUUUCGUCUGCCCAGCAGACUCUCAGCAGCGGCGUCCAAGCCGAAUACGACAGCAUCUGCCAGGAUCAAGCAGCCCAAAACGGGAUCGAAGACCCAGGCAAUUGGGUGUGGUCCGACGACGAAGAAUACUGUGUCCCAAACGCCUUGGACUCCAAUUCUCCAGAUGACGUCCAAGCCAUCGAAUCUGGCGUCGAAUCCGGCGUUGAGAACGGUAUUGGCGCUGUCGAGCAAGGUGUCGGCGACGUUGCGUCCGGCGUCGGCAGCGUCGCCGGCUCUCUCGGUCUGCGCUCCGCCAAAUUCGCGCGUGCGCUCGAGGCCCCGCAGGCAUGCGACGAGGGCAUGUCGACGUGCCUGCAGAACUGCGGCGACUUCAACCCGGGGAGUUACCAGGACGGCCAGUCGGGCGCGUGGGCCGGGUGUCGCGCGUCAUGCAGCUUCCGCUGCAGUCCCGCUAGGGGUGGGUGCUGGAAGGGGUACUGCUGGGCUGGGUGCUCUACUGGGUUCCCGCUUACUGAAGGCGCGGAGUGGUGCUACACCACCCAGAGCUACAGCCAGAGCUACCAGUACGUGCGCUGCAGCGAUGCAUCGCAGUGCAACAAGAACUGGAAGUGUGGAGGACCGUGCGCGGCGUUCUGA
This is a messenger RNA of Psilocybe cubensis, 693 nucleotides long. RefSeq lists its product as uncharacterized. The transcript has 2 exons. The coding region runs from base 1 to 693 and encodes 230 amino acids. The record is from RefSeq and is a predicted model, not a curated record. NCBI's taxonomy places the organism in Eukaryota, Fungi, Basidiomycota, Agaricomycetes, Agaricales, Agrocybaceae.